UGUGAGCGGCAGAUAGAGAGAGAUGCAAGCUCACAAUCGGAUUUCGAGUAGUGGUCACAACACUCCGUCACCUCCAACGUCGCCAUUGCGAUCGCCGAGGUACCGGUCCGGCAAGGGGAAGGGAGGGCGGUUUCCCUCGGGGCAGCAGCCAAGGACUCUCGCGCAGAGACUCGCGUGGAUCAUACUCUCCGUUCUCCUUCGUCGACAGGGUGUUUUCCUCUUCGCUCCUCUCAUUUACAUCUCAGGAAUGCUGCUUUACAUGGGUACAGUCUCCUUCGAUGUGGUUCCACACGUUAAGCCUCGCCCUCCCCCUGGUUCUGUCUACCGCAGCCCCCAGCUCUACGAGAAGCUUCGUCCUGAGAUGGAUUCUGAUAAUUCUUCCUCUUCCGCCGAUGGGUUAGCAACAGUGUGGAAACACUCUUAUAAAGGUGGUGUGUGGAGACCGUGUCUAAACAAGAGCAUGGGGGGUUUACCUGAUUCAAAUGGUUACAUAUAUGUGGAGGCUAAUGGUGGCUUGAAUCAGCAAAGGACAUCGAUAUGCAAUGCAGUUGCUGUGGCGGGUUAUUUGAAUGCGACGCUUGUAAUCCCUUACUUCCAUUUCCAUAGCAUUUGGAGGGAUCCAAGCAAAUUCAAUGACAUCUAUGAUGAGGAUCACUUCAUUAGUACCUUGAAAAAUGUUGUACGGGUGGUUGAUAAGAUACCAGAAUACCUAAUGGAACGAUUUGACCACAACCUGACAAAUGUUUAUAACUUCAAAGUGAAGGCUUGGUCACCCAUUCGAUACUAUAGGGAUGCAGUUCUUCCAAAGCUACUUGAAGAACAGGUCAUCAGGAUUUCUCCUUUUGCAAAUCGAUUGUCCUUUGAUGCUCCUCCAGCAGUACAACGUUUUAGAUGCUUGGCAAAUUAUGAAGCCUUACAGUUUUCUAAUCCUAUAGCAACUUUGGCAAACAGUUUGGUUGAAAAAAUGAAAGAACGCAGUGCAACCAAUAAUGGAAAAUAUGUUGCUGUUCAUCUACGAUUUGAGGAGGAUAUGGUUGCCUUCUCUUGCUGUGUAUUUGAUGGUGGACAAGAAGAGAAAAAUGACAUGAAUUCCGCUAGAGAAAGAGGUUGGAGGGGAAAGUUUACUAAACCUGGUCGUGUAAUAAGGCCUGGAGCAAUCAGGAUCAGUGGGAAAUGUCCCCUUACUCCCUUGGAGGUUGGAUUGAUGCUCAGGGGCAUGGGUUUCAAUAAUAGCACAUCUAUUUAUUUGGCAUCUGGAAAGAUAUACAAUUCUGAAAAAACCAUGGCCCCUCUUCUGGAGAUGUUUCCACUCUUGCAGACUAAAGACACACUAACGUCAGUGGAGGAACUUGCUCCAUUUAAGAACUACUCUUCCAGGAUGGCUGCUAUAGACUACACAGUCUGUCUCCACAGUGAGGCAUUUGUGACAACUCAAGGUGGAAAUUUCCCACAUUUUCUAAUGGGCCACAGGAGAUACUUGUAUGGUGGCCACUCCCAGACAAUCAGGCCCGAUAAGAAGAAGCUAGCUUUAAUAUUUGAUAACCCAAACAUCGGGUGGAAGGCCUUCAAACGUCAAAUGCUGAGCAUGCGAUCACACAGUGAUGCAAAGGGAAUUCAGCUCAAAAGACCGAAUGAUUCCCUAUAUUCCUUUCCAUGUCCAGUUUGCAUGUGCCGUGUAAACAAGUCAGAAGAUCACAGAUCCUCAUCCGCUCCUUGAUUUAUUUGGAAGGAUAUUCUGAUUAUUGAUUGUUUUUGUUUCUAUAACUUGGUGUGUCUAUCUCGUCGUUGACCCUCAUUCUUUACAUUGUUGUAUUUCUUUUAAUUUUUGGCCUCGACGAGAGGUAGCACAAAAAAUUUUUGACCUUCACAGAUUUUUUUGGAGAGCACAUUGCUCUGAUUCUUUCCCUGGCAUUGAAAAGGAGAGUUACAAAAGGAACAGACUACC
Telopea speciosissima is the source of this 1945-nucleotide messenger RNA. Its product is annotated as protein ESMERALDA 1-like. NCBI's taxonomy places the organism in Eukaryota, Viridiplantae, Streptophyta, Magnoliopsida, Proteales, Proteaceae. The record is from RefSeq and is a predicted model, not a curated record. The transcript has 10 exons. Bases 23 to 1717 code for a protein of 564 amino acids.